AAAAGUUGUUUGCGCGUUGCUUUUUUAUUAGGUUCGUUGAGAAGAUUCAUGCAUGGGGAAGGAAAUCAGCAGUUUUCCAAGUGAGAUGUGGACCUGUUCUAAUAUCCCAUCUCAUGACAACACCACCUUUAUCAGCUAUACAUUUCUUUUUAAGAAAAAAAAAAUAUAUAGACAUAUCAUAAGAAACUGAUUUUGAGGCCUCACCAUAACUAUAAUUCAGAAAAAGAUUAUGGUGUCUCCCUCUUCUUUUCGGUGUUGCUUUGUCCUCCUCUCCAUUGGCCACUAUGCAUUUAACAAAAAAUUAACACGCUCUGUUCAUGAACCAUUUAGAGUUUGAGGAAUUGCUGUUCUGUUCAAGAUUUUCUUCUGCUUUUUUGUGUGGAGGGUUAGGUAAUUUACCUAAUGAAGAAAGCAUUAUGUAUUUGAGUGACUUAGUUUUCUAGAAUUGGGUGAGACAGAACAGUAGCAGAGUGCCCAUUUCAUGAUGUCAAGCAAUAUCACCAUUUUUCUCUUGUUCUUCAACACCUUUCUGUUUCCAGCAGCCACCUCUGCUCUGAACCAAGAAGGUCUCUCUCUACUUUCAUGGAUUUCAACCUUCAAUUCUUCUUCUUCUCCCACUUUCUUUUCUUCAUGGAAUCCAACCCACAGAACUCCAUGCAGAUGGGCUUAUGUCAAAUGUUCCAGAACUGGUUUUGUUACAGAAAUCAAAAUCACCUCCAUUAAUUUGCCUACCACCUUCCCCAUUCAGCUUCUCUCCUUCAAGUUCCUUACUACUCUUGUUCUCUCUGAUGGGAACCUCACAGGACAAAUCCCACCUUCAAUUGGAAACUUGUCAUCACUGACCACCCUGGAUCUCAGCUACAAUGCUCUAGCGGGAAACAUUCCACCUGAAAUUGGGAAACUGUCCAAAUUGCAGUCUUUGUCGCUGAACUCAAAUUUCUUGCAGCGUGAAGUUCCUAGAGAAAUUGGAAACUGCUCGAAGCUUCGACAGCUCGAGCUUUUUGAUAACCACCUCUCUGGAAAAAUUCCAGUAGAGGUUGGAGAAUUGAGGAGUCUUGAAAUCUUUCGUGCCGGUGGGAACCCAUUGAUUCAUGGGGAAAUACCAAUGCAGAUAUCAAACUGCAAAGAGCUAGUCCUUUUAGGCUUGGCAGAUACUGGAAUUUCAGGACAGAUUCCUCACAGUUUGGGGGAAUUAAAGAACCUUAGGACACUUUCAGUCUACACAACAAAUCUCACUGGUAAGAUUCCUCCUGAACUUGGUAAUUGUUCGGCCAUGGAAAAUUUGUUUAUCUACGAAAACCAACUCUCGGGCGGAAUUCCUGCUGAACUGGGUCUGCUUAAAAACCUCAAACAGAUAUUACUAUGGCAGAACAAUCUAAGUGGAAGUAUUCCAGGAGCUCUUGGGAACUGCACAGAUUUGACAGUCAUUGAUUUUUCACUGAAUUCUCUCACUGGAGAGUUUCAUCCCUCUCUUGUAAAUCUUGGUGCAUUGGAAAUGCUUCUCUUGUCUGAAAACAACAUUUCUGGUAACAUACCACCAUUUAUUGGAAAUUUUUCCAAUCUGAAACAACUUGAGCUUGAUAACAACAGAUUCUCUGGGGAGAUUCCACAUGAAAUUGGGCAACUGAAAGAUCUUUCUCUGUUUUUUGCCUGGCAGAAUCAGCUUCAUGGAAGCAUACCCAAUGAGCUGGCCAAUUGUGAGAAGCUUCAGGCGUUAGAUCUUUCUCACAAUCUCCUCACAGGUUCCAUUUCGAAUGCUCUCCUCAAUCUCAAGAACUUAACGGAGUUGCUGCUGAUAUCAAAUGGAUUUUCCGGCGAAAUACCACCUGAGAUUGGCAGUUGCACUGGCCUGGUCCGUUUGCGGCUAAGAUCGAAUAAGUUCACAGGUUCAAUUCCAUCAGAAAUCGGGCUAUUGAGAAGCUUAAGCUUUCUCGAGUUGUCAGAAAAUCAAUUUACUGGAGUCAUCCCUCCAGAGAUUGGCAACUGCACUCAGCUGGAGAUGGUUGACUUGCACAAAAACAAACUCCAAGGCAUGAUUCCUACCUCCAUCGAAUUCCUCAUCAGAGUGAAUGUUUUAGACCUCUCCAUGAACAGAAUAUCCGGAACUAUUCCUGGGAAUUUGGGGAAACUUAAAUCUUUAAAUAAACUUGUGCUGAGUGGAAACUACAUCACGGGCUUGCUUCCUCCAUCACUAGGCUUCUGUGAGGAUUUGCAGUUGUUGGAUAUUGGCAGCAAUCGAAUCAUCGGCCCUAUCCCAGAUGAGAUUGGUUACCUGCAAGGAUUAGAUAUCUUAUUGAAUUUGAGUUGGAAUUCUCUGUCAGGACCAAUUCCUGUAAGCUUCUCAAAUAUUUCAAAGCUUGCCAACUUAGAUCUCUCACAUAACAUCUUAAUGGGAAGCUUAAUGGUACUGGGUAAUCUUGACAAUCUUGUUUCUCUGGAUGUCUCAUACAAUAAUUUCUCCGGUUUUAUUCCCAGUACCAAGUUCUUCCACGAUCUACCAGCCACUGCCUUUUCUGGUAACAAAGACCUUUGCGUAAACAAAAAUGAAUGCCACAUAACUGGAAGCCUCCAUGGAAGAAAAUUUACCAGAAAUAUUAUUACCUAUACUCUCAUUAUGACAGUAAUUGUAAUAAUUGCAACUGUUGGGAUUAUUUCAUUUAUCCAAGCUCGUGGAACUGGGAAGAAUUACGAUGAAGAAAGUGGGUUGGAGUGGGAUGUUAUCCCAUUUCAAAAGCUGAGCUUCUCCAUAAACGAUAUUGUGAUGAAGCUGUCAGAUGCAAAUAUUGUGGGUAUGGGCUGUUCAGGCAUGGUUUAUCGCAUUGAAACACCAACAAAACAAGUUAUUGCAGUGAAGAAGCUAUGGCCAACAAAGAAUGGUGACUUUCCAGAGAGAGACUUGUUUUCUGCUGAGGUUCAGACACUAGGAUCAAUAAGGCAUAAAAAUAUAGUAAGGUUUCUGGCUGGAUGUAGCAAUGGAAAAACCAGAUUACUUCUGUUUGAUUACAUCAGUAAUGGGAGUUUGACUGGAUUGCUUCAUAAGAAGAAGCUGUUCUUAGACUGGGAUGCAAGGUAUAAAAUCAUACUGGGCACGGCUCAAGGUCUAGCCUAUCUUCAUCAUGAUUGUACUCCACCCAUAAUUCAUCGUGACAUUAAGGCCAACAACAUCUUGGUUGGACCACAAUUUGAAGCUUAUCUCGCAGAUUUUGGACUGGCCAAAUUUGUUGAAGCUCCAGAUUCUUCAAGAGAUACCAACACAGUUGCAGGUUCUUAUGGGUAUAUUGCUCCUGAAUAUGGAUACAGUUUAAGGAUCACUGAGAAGAGCGAUGUGUACAGCUAUGGUGUUGUGCUGCUCGAGGUCUUAACUGGGAUGGAACCAACUGACCGCCGGAUCCCAGAAGGUGCCCACAUUGUCAGCUGGGUUAACCAGGCAGUACAGAAAACACGAGGAGACUUCACAUCUAUUCUUGAUCAGCAGCUACUGUUUCAAUCGGGUACUCAAAUUCGAGAGAUGCUUCAAGUGGUGCUUGGGGUGGCUCUGCUAUGUGUGAACCCUUGCCCAGCCGAACGGCCUACUAUGAAAGAUGUCACAGCAAUGCUCCAAGCGAUCAGGCGUGAAAAUGAAGACUUUGAGAAGCCAAACAUUCUUUGCAAGGGAGUUGUGGCCAACCAAAAUGCUGCAGUUCACUCUUCUAGCUUUUCUAAAUCAUCUGAACCUCUAACUAGAUCUCCUUCCUUGCUGCCAUAGUUCUUCCAAAAUCUGUGUAUGACUUAACUUAUUAUUUUUCAAGUAACCAAAUAAUUUGUAUAGAUUGAAUUUAAGUAGCAUGAACAGCAUAUCAUGCUUGAUACUAAUACUAUGUUAGUAAGUAUUUUCCA
Malania oleifera is the source of this 3876-nucleotide messenger RNA. Its product is annotated as LRR receptor-like serine/threonine-protein kinase RGI1. The record is from RefSeq and is a predicted model, not a curated record. The transcript has 2 exons. Gene Ontology annotation, biological process: protein phosphorylation. Gene Ontology annotation, molecular function: ATP binding; receptor serine/threonine kinase binding; protein kinase activity. NCBI's taxonomy places the organism in Eukaryota, Viridiplantae, Streptophyta, Magnoliopsida, Santalales, Ximeniaceae. The coding region runs from base 482 to 3745 and encodes 1087 amino acids.